UUUAGCCCCACUAUCCCAAGAAAGGCUCUGCUGUCCUGAAAGCUUGUGAUGAUUCCAGCUAUAACGAUACUGCUUAACGUUCAUUGGGAGAAUUGAAAUAUACUGGAAAUAUUUCCAGGAACAUCAUCAGGCCUUAGUGGAACAGAAUGGAUGGGGCUGGAGGACCCAAGAGGAGACUUCCUGUGUCUUUCUAGGGUGAAGAGAAAUAAUUGAGAGACCGAAGAGGCCUAAUCACCCAGACUUCACACAGAAGGAUAUCAAAGAAAAAAAGUCAGCUUUGACAUUGUAAACCACAGACGAAUUGGAGCCUGGCAUUGCAGAGAGGUGUUCUGCAACGAUUUUUUUCCCCCUUGUCUAAAGAAGUUGACUUCUACAAGCGGGAAUCUGAGAAAUGACAGGGGCAAAGAGGAAAAAGAAAAGCGUGCUCUGGAGCAAGAUGCACACCCCACACUGUGAAGACAUCAGGCAGUGGUGCAGAAGGCGGCUACCUAUUUUGGAAUGGGCACCACAGUACAAUCUGAAAGAAAACCUGCUUCCAGACACUGUGUCUGGGAUAAUGUUGGCAGUUCAACAGGUGACUCAAGGACUGGCUUUUGCUAUUCUUUCAUCUGUACACCCUGUUUUUGGAUUAUAUGGGUCUCUGUUCCCUGCCAUCAUUUAUGCCAUAUUUGGAAUGGGACGUCAUGUUGCCACAGGCACCUUUGCCUUGACAUCUUUAAUAUCAGCCAAUGCUGUGGAACGGCUGGUCCCUCAAAGCAGCCAGAAUCUCACCAUGCAGAACAACUCCAGUCUGCUGGGCUUGUCUGACUUCGAGGUACAAAGGAUCGGUGUUGCUGCGGCAGUCUCCUUCUUGGGAGGGGUGAUUCAGGUGGCCAUGUUUGUGCUCCAACUGGGCAGUGCCACGUUCCUGCUUACGGAGCCUGUGAUCAGUGCGAUGACCACUGGGGCUGCCACCCACGUGGUGACUUCACAAGUCAAAUAUCUCUUGGGAAUAAAAAUACCAUAUAUAUCUGGACCGCUUGGAUUUUUUUACAUCUAUGCAUACGUCUUUGAAAACAUCAAGUCUGUCCGACUGGAAGCACUGCUCUUAUCCUUGCUGAGUAUCGUAGUUCUUGUUCUUGUUAAGGAGCUGAAUGAACAGUUUAAAAGGAAGAUUAAAGUUGUUCUUCCUGUCGAUUUAGUUUUGAUCAUUGCAGCAUCGUUUGCUUGUUAUUGUACCAAUAUGGAAAACACAUAUGGAUUAGAAGUAGUUGGUCAUAUUCCAAAAGGAAUUCCUCCACCCAGCAUUCCCCCAAUGAACCUCCUGUCUGCAGUAGUUACCGAAGCUUUUGGAGUUGCUCUUGUAGGUUAUGCAGCCUCACUGGCUCUUGCUCAAGGAUCUGCCAAAAAAUUCAAAUAUUCAGUGGAUGACAACCAGGAAUUCUUGGCCCAUGGCCUCAGCAAUGUGAUUCCUUCGUUUUUCUACUGUAUCCCAAGUGCGGCUGCCAUGGGAAGGACCGCUGGCUUGUACAGCACGGGGGCAAAGACACAGGUGGCUUGUCUAAUAUCUUGCAUUUUCAUCCUUAUAGUCAUCUAUGCAAUAGGACCUUUGCUGUACUGGCUGCCCAUGUGUGUUCUUGCAAGCAUUAUUGUUGUGGGACUCAAGGGAAUGUUAAUACAGUUCCGAGAUUUAAAAAAAUAUUGGAAUGUGGAUAAAAUUGAUUGGGGUAUAUGGGUCAGCACAUAUAUAUUUACAAUAUGCUUUGCUGCCAAUGUGGGACUAUUGUUUGGUGUUGCCUGUACCAUAGCUAUACUGAUAGGACGCUUCCCGAGAGCAAAGACUUUAAGUAUUAAAAACAUGAAAGAAAUGGAAUUUAAAGUGAAGACAGAAACAGACAAUGAGUCCACGCAUCAGGUGAAAAUCAUCUCAAUAAACAACCCACUUGUUUUCCUGAAUGUGAAGAAAUUUCAUAUUGAUUUAAAGAACAUAAUCCAGAGGGAGAAUGCCACUAAUCACCUACUUGAUGAUAUCAGCAAGUGUGAACAAAACACGUUACUCAAUUCUCUAUCCAGUGGUAGCUACAAUGAAGAUGCUUCCCAGCCCUGUCUUACCGAGAAGUGGUCAUUAAUCCUGGAUUGCAGUGGGUUGACCUUUUUUGACUACUCUGGAGUUUCCAUGCUUGUUGAGGUUUACACGGACUGUAAGGACAUGAAUAUGGAUGUAUCAUUAGCCAGCUGUCCAGAUUCCCUGAUCAAAGCAAUGAAGUACUGUGGAAAUCUAGACUCAGAGAGGCCAAUUUUUUUUGAAUCAGUAUCUGCUGCAAUAAGUAAUAUCUACUCAAAUAAGAGUUCGAACAAACUCACUGACCACAGUGAAGUCUGAGAUCCUUUUGUGGAGUUGAGAGCUUGUCUAUAGCAGCUACCCCGAAGAGGCCAUAUACUGGCACUUUGCACAACUUUUUGUUGUUUUAAUUCAACACACGACUUCUAGUAUAAGUAUGAUGUGAUUAAGUAAUUGCAUAGCCACUGGUCAAGAUCUGUCAACAAUUUUUUAUAUCUUUGUUACUAAGAAAAAUUCCUUGACUAUUUUAUAUAAGGAUUAGUAUGCAUUUAGUUUUAAUGUACUGAAGGACAAACAUGAUUUUAUUACAGUAGUUUCUUUUGUUUUAUUUUUACAUUGCUGUAAGUUAAUUUUUAAAACAGAGAAACACUUCUGUUAUAGAGAUUUGGAAUAUUUAAAAGCCAUUUGCUAAACCCCAGCAUUACCUGCAACCUGAAAACACUACAUAAAAACAACCUAGCAAAUGUGCCAAUUACCUGGCUCCACUCUCCUCAAAAGCCAUUUAAACAUCAAUAUGACUAAACACUACUUUAUACAAUGGGGCACAGAAUUCACAAAAACAAACCAAAUUGGAAUAUACCACAAACUGGAAAUCACUGCCUCCUACACCCUUCAUUACAUUCAUUCCUGAAGUUUGCGUGUCUUAACCAAGAAUGUUUUUGUGUUGGGAAAAUGGAUAUCCCAACUGAGAUGUUGACAUUUGUCUGUUUUGCUAAGAAUAUUGGAAAAUCUUGGGCUCUUCACAUUGGACAGCUCUAAGUUUUACAUUCCUGCUCCUUUAAAGUCUUCUGCUUAAGUUUCUUUGGAGCUAGAGAGUUUGGAGAUUUCUUAUUUUAUAUUUUUCACAAAUAUGAUUUUUUAGAUAAGAAAAUAUCACUGGUAGACUAGCCUUAUGCUAGUUCAGGGUAAGAGUAACGGUAGUUUUGAACUUUCUUAUUUCAGAGAUACUGUCAAUAAAAUAUAUUUAUCUAUCUCUGGAUAAAGUCUCCAUAGUUUGUUUUCUUUUUCUUUUGUUAGAGACCAUAGAUGUAAUGAUCUGUAGGCCCAUCAAACCAACAGGAUAGUUUAAAAGUGAACACUGAAGGCCAGGCUUAACUACAGACAUUACUGUUUCAGGCUUGUGCAUGUAUAUUUCAUGGCAUGAUGCUACACAAUUUCACAUUUUUAUAUAUCUAGUUGAUAUACACAGGAAGAAGAAUUCCCAUUUUCAAAAAUCACACAUAGACACACAAUUAUACUUAAGACUUAAAAGUAUCUUAACACUUCUGGUAAUUACCAGUGUAAAAAAAACCAAAUACUUUAAAUGACUUUGAAAAGUAGGUUGGAAAUAAAAUCGAGAGAGUCAUCCUUUAGUUGCUUUCAUGAAUCUCUGUAAGAAUAAAUCCUAGCUCCUGACUCCUGAUGCAUCGCAAUGAUCCCUAGCAAAGGUGUGAUAAGCAGUUAUAUGUCCCUUAAUUUUCAGAUUAAAUCCUAGAUAGGAAUAUGUAAUAAAAUGAAAGAGGAGUGUUUUGAUUCUGACAGUUUAUCCAACUAUUUAAAAUUUUGUUGACAUGAACUGCAAAGAAUAGACUCAGUCCAAAAUACCUCAAUCCUUUUAUCACUAAUUUAGAUUGAAAUAAAUGAGCUUAACUUACAUUCCCAUCAGUGUUCCAGGGAAAGAUGCAGGUAGUAACAGAGGCAAAAUUUACUUAGAGAUAGGAAUUUCACUAUGCUUUGUCCAAUCAAAUCAUCCCAAUUAAAUGAUGAUAAAAUUCACUAUCCUCAGUCCAUUAACAUGAGUCAAAGAAAGUCAAGAAAAGAAAAUAUAUUUUGCUCUGUGUAAUGUGAUAUUUUGCUAUGCAACUCUGGCCUAUAAUUGAAUUCAUGCACUGCAAGCAUUCUUUAAUUUAUUGGAGAUUAUGGACCAUGAAUGGCAUUAAAAUCAUUAUAGUUAAUCGAUGGAUGGUAUGUUGCUUUCAUCAUUAAUGCUGAUACAGUAUUGUCUGAGAAGUAUUUCAGUGUUUAUAGUAGAAAUUCAGUGGACAACACUUUAAAGCCAAUAACAUAGGUCAAAUAUUAAUAUUAAAUUCAAGAAAAAGAAAGAUCAUAUCUUAGUGGUAUGUAAUUUUUUUCCCAUGGUUUUCCCCUUGCACUCAGAAGAGAGCAGUCUUAAAUUUAGUUCUAAGAGUUCAAAAAUUAAAUAUGAAUUUUAGAUGCAUGAGAUUGUAAAACACACUUGUUUAUUUCAAAGUAAGACCUAACAACACAAAAGCAGUACUAAGGUCCUAAUGCUAAAAGCAUGACACUACAUUUUUUUAUGGGAUCAUCUUAUUUUUGUAUGUGAUAACCUUCUUUCAUAUUAUUUCUUAUGAUAAAAUAAAAUUGAAAAGAAUUAAAACAGACUUAAAAGCAAUUUAGGGACCUACUGUAGUGGCACAUAUAAAUUAAGUCUAAAAUAUGUAGCCAGGAAAAUAUUAUUAACAUUACAUUUAAGAAAAUUAAAUGGUCUUAAAUUUUACCAUUUAUCUUUCACUUUAAAGGUUAUUUACCCCAAUUAUAUAAUUCCAGUAUUAUAAGGUUUAGUUUAAACCACUUUGCGGUAAUUUAUUUGACGUAUCUCUCCUCUAUAAAUGUAUAAUGUAAUGAUUAAAGAGAUCUUUCUUUUAAAAUGCAAACAUUCAUGUGUUACUACCUUGUAUUAAUAAUGUUUGACAUGUAGUGGCUACUAAAUUUGUUGCUAUGUUGUUGAACAUAUAUAUGCCUAGAAAUGUACGUUUUUGUGUUCUAUGAUGAUCUGAUUCAAUAUAGAAUAUGCUUUUGGCAGUAAGUUUUUGCCAGAUUUAAAAUAGGGAGUUAAGUGGUGCUUUCAGAAUCCAAAGAUUUUUAGUUAAGAAUUAUGUAGUUUAGUAUGCUACACUUAUUAUUUUUAUAUUUUUAAUGCAUUUAAUUAUCUUUUUAUAAUUCUUUGUACUAACUCAGCAUGUAACAACCAAUUUACAUGGAAAUAAAUUGAAAUAUGGUAACUA
This is a messenger RNA of Cavia porcellus (domestic guinea pig), 5325 nucleotides long. RefSeq names its product solute carrier family 26 member 7 (gene Slc26a7). The record is from RefSeq and is a predicted model, not a curated record. Gene Ontology annotation, molecular function: sulfate transmembrane transporter activity; bicarbonate transmembrane transporter activity; chloride transmembrane transporter activity. The coding region runs from base 392 to 2362 and encodes 656 amino acids. Gene Ontology annotation, biological process: transmembrane transport. Gene Ontology annotation, cellular component: plasma membrane. Lineage: Eukaryota; Metazoa; Chordata; Mammalia; Rodentia; Caviidae. The transcript is spliced from 20 exons.